This is a messenger RNA of Drosophila serrata, 2478 nucleotides long. RefSeq names its product chromosomal serine/threonine-protein kinase JIL-1-like. Gene Ontology annotation, biological process: protein phosphorylation. Lineage: Eukaryota; Metazoa; Arthropoda; Insecta; Diptera; Drosophilidae. Gene Ontology annotation, molecular function: protein serine/threonine kinase activity; ATP binding. The record is from RefSeq and is a predicted model, not a curated record.
AAUGCUAAUAAUUCCGGAGAGGAGAUCGAAGCUAUGCCUUCUACUUCCCAAAAUGCUAAUAAUUCCGGAGAGGAAAUCGAAGCUAUGCCUUCUACUUCCCAAAAUGCUAAUAAUCACGAGCAGGGAAAUGCUUUGGGACCGGAGAUCUUCCAGGAAAAUAUGCCAGUGGUUGCCAAUCCGAUACAGAAUCGUCCGCGACCGAUCGCCGUUGUGAUUCCCGUCGCGAACCCAGCACUAGUACGAAGGAUUACCGACCACGUUGCUCGAAACGACGACCAGGAGGAGGAGUCAGAGGGGAUGGAGUUUAUUUCCGACACUGACGAAUCUGAUUCGAGCGAAGAGGAAGUGAUUGGUUUGUACGAUCGCAUCGAUUUGAACAACAUUGCUCACUGCGCCUUCCUGGCAAAGUUCACCGACUUGCAACCUCGCGUCGAGGUGGGCGAAAUCGCCAAUUGCAAUGACUUUCAAAUCCUUCGUCUCAUUGGUAUCGGCACCUACGCUAGGGUUUAUUUAGCCAAAAAGGCGAAUGGGCUCGAUAACAACCGAUUGUAUGCCAUGAAGGUGAUCUCCAAGACGGUGGCCAUACGUAGCGCCCAAACGGCCGAUUUUGUCAGGGAUGAGCGUCUGGCCCUGGAGGUAAUCCAGGGAAAACCCUUCUUGGCCUGUCUUCAAUACGCCUUCCAGGACAUUCAUAAUCUGUACUUCGUGAUGAACUUUGCCCAGGGCGGAGAGCUAUUUCGACUCCUCUUGAAUGUCGACUAUUUUUCCGAGGCGAAUGCACGCAUCUAUAUCGCCGAGCUGGUGGUGGCCCUGAGGCAGCUGCAUCGCCGUAAUAUCAUCUAUCGUGACCUCAAGCUGGAGAACAUUCUACUUGACCAUGAGGGACACAUCGUCCUGGCCGACCUUGGCCUGGCCACCUUCCUGACCCGUGAGAACCAACGCAAGGCUUACAGCGUCUGCGGUUCGUUGCAGUACAUGGCACCGGAGAUGCUACGUGCCGGGGAAGAGGGAUAUGGCAAGGCCGUUGACUGGUGGUCAUUGGGUGUGGUCACCGUUGAGCUCCUUACCGGAAUCAAUCCAUUUUCGAGACCAACUUUGCCGCGCAGCGAGCUGGCCGCAACCAUUCAACGACGCAUCUUGGAAGAGGAUCCGCAUAUCUCUAUGCCGCUGAGCCCCAUGGCGAUUGAUUUAAUCUCUCAGUUAUUGGAGAAAAAUCCAGAGGAGCGAUUGAAUGGCAACCGGAUCCGUGAGCAUCCCUUUUUCGAGGGUAUCGAUUGGUCGGAGAUACCCCGUAGGAACUUCAAUAUGCCCUACUUGCCGACUAUCACGGCUCCCGAUGAUGUGCAGAACUUUAGCUCAGAGUUAACCUCGCAGCCAACCGUGUUGCCCAUUUCUGUACUGCCAACACACUUGCAACUUUAUCAUGGUUUUGACUAUGCGGCACCGGAGAUUCUAUUGCAUCGAGUGUACGAGGAUGGCCAAGACGGGCAUCGCAAUCGGGAUGUACUACAUAUACCCCGGAUUACGGACAAAUCGGUGCUGGGCGACUUGCUGUGUCGCGGUGCCUUCGGCGCCUGUUACCGGGCUGGUACCAGAAUGGCUGUAAAAAUAAUCCACAUGUCUAACUUUCGUGUGGCUGAGAUAGAUGCCUUAAUGUCCUGUUCGCAUGAUAACAUAGUCAGAUAUUAUGGCACUUAUCAUACCAAAACCGAGAUCUGGAUCUUUACGGAGCUUUUGAGCGGCAAGGAUCUUAGCGCCUACACUGGCGACCUUGAUGAGCGUUUCACUCGCGUGAUUUUUCAGCAAUUGCUCAAUGGCAUUUACUAUUUACAUGAUAAGCACAUUAUUCACGGCGAUCUGAAGCCGGAGAAUGUGAUGUGGAAGAAUGGAUGGUCUAGGUCGGUCAAGAUAGUGGACUUUGGUUGUGCCAGAUACCACAGGGAUUUCAUCCAAUGGUUGGACAAGCCUCGCUAUACCCUGGACUUUGCUCCACCAGAACUUUUGGAGGACGAUGACGAAGUGGUCGCCUAUAGUCCGGCAGUGGACAUUUAUGGCUUGGGGGCCACAUUGUACUGCUUGAUCAUGGGGCAUCCUCCAUUUCGUACCAGCACCGAGGAUGUAGAUCUCUCGCCGAUCGCCAGAGAGGAGAUUAAAGACAGGAUUUUACAAGAACCAUUCCGUCAAGAUUCGGAUAAAUGGAUGGAAAGCAGCCAGACGUUCCGUGACCUGGUGACCUGGUGUCUGCAGAAGAGUCCAGGAGCUCGUCCAAGUCUUGUGGACAUUUUGAGAUGCCCGUGGCUAAGAUUUAGCUUUGACGACGAUUUGGAGGGCGGAAACGAAGAGGUCGAAGUGCCACCUCGCCAAAUGAACAAUCGUCGCAACAGCGUUUAAAUGAUGAACAAUGACUUCCAUUUCACUUCUUAUUUCACAUUUUCUUAACAUACUUUACUAACAAUUCCUACAUUUCAUUCAUACAUA